Messenger RNA from Triplophysa rosa, 888 nucleotides. It is a transcript of the gene nudt1, whose product is annotated as nudix (nucleoside diphosphate linked moiety X)-type motif 1. NCBI's taxonomy places the organism in Eukaryota, Metazoa, Chordata, Actinopteri, Cypriniformes, Nemacheilidae. Gene Ontology annotation, biological process: DNA protection. Bases 133 to 603 code for a protein of 156 amino acids. The transcript has 4 exons. The record is from RefSeq and is a predicted model, not a curated record. Gene Ontology annotation, molecular function: 8-oxo-7,8-dihydroguanosine triphosphate pyrophosphatase activity.
CGCCGAGCAACACGCGGGAAGAAGCCUUUCUUGUUGAUUAAACAUAAAACCUAGUAUAUCAGCCUACAUUUAAUUGUAUACGUUUGAUUACUGUAUAUUUUUCUUUACCGGUUUUCAUUUAAGUCCAAGGUGAUGUUUACUUCUAAACUGCUGACCCUGGUGCUGGUGGUGCAGCCCAGCCGGAUUUUACUUGGUAUGAAAAAAAGAGGGUUUGGAGUGGGAAAAUGGAACGGGUUCGGGGGUAAAGUCCAGCCAGGAGAGACCAUAGAGCAGGCUGCGAGACGAGAACUGCUGGAGGAAAGUGGUCUCACCGUUGACAUCCUCCACAAGAUUGGAAAUAUCAAAUUUGAGUUUAUUGGGGAAACAGAACUGCUGGAUGUUCACAUUUUCAGAGCUGACAGCUAUAAAGGAGUGCCAACAGAAUCAGACGAGAUGAGACCUCAGUGGUUUGACAUUGAUCAAAUACCUUUCAGCCAGAUGUGGGCAGAUGAUGUCUUGUGGUUUCCGUUAAUGCUUCAGAAACAAAAGUUUCUGGGAUAUUUUAAAUUCCAGGGUCAUGAUGUCAUAGUGGAGCAUAAACUGGAGGAAGUGGAAAACUUUUGAUCAGAUGUCACACUAUUAAUGACUAUUGCCACUGUAUCAGUGGAAAUAAUCCAACAGUCUGGUUUGCUUAUUUAAAUGGUCCCCUUCAUUAUUGUGAUGCAUCAUUUUGGUUAAGAAGAAAAACAUAUAUUUGUGUUAUCUGUAUUGUAAUGUAUUUACUUGUUUUGUUUUUUACAAGUUUGUUUGUUCCCCAUUUCUACAACGGUUUAACCCACAAUAGUUCACACAACAUAUAUAAUUUUGUUCAACUUUAACUACCUUUCAAAUUUUAAAUAAAAUUUUGAA